AUGGAAGCUUGUCACUCUCCACAGCAAUCCAAUGUCACUUCAUCUGGGGCCAUAAUUUUGGCCAUCAUCAGCCUGGAGGCAUUUGCUGGCAUGUGGAUAAAUGCUUUCAUCGUUUGUCUGCUUUGCACAUGCUGGGUUAAAGUGAAAACCCUGAACUCUAAUGAGAAGAUCUUGCUGCUGCUGGGAUGCUCCAGGUUUUGCUCUUUGUGUUCCUCAUGGAUAUAUGGCUUUCUUUCAAACAUUUACCCCAACUGCCUUCUGGUUUAUUCCAUAUUUCAAAUACUUGGAGGUGCUUAUAGCUUUUCUAAUUGUUCUAGCUUGUUUGUUUCAGCCUCUCUUUGUGUUUUUUAUUGUAUAAAAAUUGCCAAUUUCAGGAACAGGUUCUUCAACUAUUUGAAAGUAAAAAUUGACAGGAUGGUGCCAUGGCUUUUGUUGGGGUCAGUGAUUUUCUCCCUGAUUAUUGGAAUUCUCAUCUACAACACUGUGGAUGAAGCUGUCUGUAAAAACCUCAAUUUCACCUGCCAAGGAAGACUUUGGAAAGCAACUAUCAGUCUAGAGGAACAUUUUUAUCCUCUUUUUUUUGUCACUGGUGUUUUAUACACCACUUCACUCAUGGCAGUCAUCUUUUCUGCUGUUUUCCUUCUCUUUUCUCUCUGGAGACACAAACACAAGAUGCAGACAAACUCCAUGAACAGCCCCAGUAUGGAAGCCCACAUCAGAGCCAUGAAAUCUGUUCUCUCCUUCUUCAUAAUGUACAGCAUCAACUUUGUAUGUUUGGUCUUGACAAUAACCUACAUCAUGAUGAAUCAAAAUAAUAUGAUUGUUUUUAUAUCCAUAUAUCUGUAUGCUUAUCCAGGUAUUCAUUCCCUAAUUCUGAUUUUAAGCAAUCCCAAGCUGGAAAAGAAACUGCUGAGAUUUCUUUCCUGUAUGAAGUACAAGAUUUGCAUGAGGUAA
Oenanthe melanoleuca is the source of this 954-nucleotide messenger RNA. RefSeq names its product taste receptor type 2 member 9-like. Bases 1 to 954 code for a protein of 317 amino acids. Gene Ontology annotation, biological process: G protein-coupled receptor signaling pathway; sensory perception of taste; detection of chemical stimulus involved in sensory perception of bitter taste. Gene Ontology annotation, molecular function: G protein-coupled receptor activity; bitter taste receptor activity. The record is from RefSeq and is a predicted model, not a curated record. NCBI's taxonomy places the organism in Eukaryota, Metazoa, Chordata, Aves, Passeriformes, Muscicapidae. Gene Ontology annotation, cellular component: membrane. The transcript has a single exon.